This is a messenger RNA of Topomyia yanbarensis, 1014 nucleotides long. Its product is annotated as zinc finger protein 93-like. The coding region runs from base 1 to 1014 and encodes 337 amino acids. Gene Ontology annotation, molecular function: DNA-binding transcription factor activity, RNA polymerase II-specific; RNA polymerase II cis-regulatory region sequence-specific DNA binding. Gene Ontology annotation, biological process: regulation of transcription by RNA polymerase II. The record is from RefSeq and is a predicted model, not a curated record. Lineage: Eukaryota; Metazoa; Arthropoda; Insecta; Diptera; Culicidae. The transcript has 2 exons.
AUGGAAUCCCCCAAUCCUCCCAGCACAGUCGUGCCCCUUGCAGUCAGCAGUAUCUUCAGUCGUCCGGGCCCUGUGUCUGGGAAUGGAGAGGGGGACUUCCAAAUUGCCCUCUUUGGCAAGUAUUUUCAAAAUUAUGUUGAUGAAUCAACCGUUUUUCCUGAUGGAACUGUUUGUUCUAGCUCGAAUGCUUCCGACUGUCAAUUAAUGAGUCAUCGCUGUCAGCCGUCAGCUGGAAACCUCCUGAGGAGCACUCCAACUUCCAUCACGAGUGUUACCAAUUCAUGCAGUUCACCCGCUCCUUCCGCUGUUAGCAGUCAUUCCAAUCGCCCCGGUGUACAUUCCAGACGAAUGAAUCGAGGAGUGCCGGUCAGCCUUCCGUGCCUAAAAUCGUCGCCCAUCCACUUAUACUAUCAAAAUGUGGGAGGCAUGAAUUCCUGUGCAAAUACCUAUCGUCUAGCUACCUCGGACUGCUGUUACGACAUCAUCGUAUUGACAGAAACAUGGCUAAAUGAGCAGACUCUAUCCAGCCAGGUGAUUUGCUCUGACUACGAGGUUCUCAGAUGUGAUCGUAGCCCUCUCAACAGCAACAAAUCCACCGGUGGCGGUGUUUUGCUCGCUCACCGGCUUACCCAUAAAGAUCAGGCUUACAUUUGCGAUAUCUGCAGUAGGAAGUUUACCGAAAACAGUAGUCUCACGCGACACAGACUUAUCCAUGCAGGUGAGAGAUCGCACAUAUGCGAUAUUUGUGGCAAAGAAUUCAUAACUAGUGUUAAACUCACUCGCCACAUGCGCAUGCAUACUGGCGAGCGUCCGUAUAAGCGUGAAAUCUGUGGCAAAGGCUACGUGGAAAGCAGCAGUUUGAAACGUCACCAGCGUGUACACAUCGAUAUGAAUCUUGCGAAUCAAAUAUUUAGUUGCGACAUCUGUGGUAGAAAAUUUCUUGAAUCUAAAGAACUUACGCAGCACAAACCUAUCCACAGCAAAGAUCGAGAAUUCAGAUGUGAAGUCUGGUGA